Molecule: messenger RNA, 1299 nt
Organism: Didymodactylos carnosus
Lineage: Eukaryota; Metazoa; Rotifera; Eurotatoria; Philodinida; Philodinidae
Source: the annotation of a GenBank genome assembly
AUGAAUAAUGAUCAAUCUACUUAUUUUAAAACACCCAAAACCGUAAGUUAUAAUGGUCCUCAUCAAGAAAAAAUUUACAAAAAUCGAAAUCUUCAAAGACAGUUCAAUGAACAAGAAAAUAUUGAUCCUAGACAAUAUUCUGAACAGAUUCUUAUUUCUGAUCCAGCCAUAGUACAUUCUAUUGCUACUCGUCUACCUAUGGUUAGAAUACAUUGUAAUCCUGCUCUUCGAUCAAAGGACACUGGUGUUCAGUUUAUAAAGGACUUUAUGAAGUACAUUGCAUUGAAUUUUCGUAAUGAAUAUCCACGCCAUAAAGAUCCAAUUGGAUUAGAUCAGUGGUGGUUACAAGAUGAUGGAAAUCUUUUAUGUGGUGUUACUGACGAUAUUGAUUUUUAUAUGUAUUUAUGUGAUGACAAUCAUUGUCCAUCUUCUACUGAUGAUGUAUUUUAUGGGAUAAAACCUCGUUUUUCGUCUAUAUUUAUGGUUAAUGGAAUGAUGGGAAUUACUCAGUCAAGUGCUCGGCAUAUUCGUGUUAUCUUCAAGCAACAAAAUGAAUAUGAGAAAAUUCUUUAUGAUGGGAGAAUUGUUAUCCAAGGACUUGUACUUGAUGUCGACGAAUAUUUACCUCUACCAAAGAUUUCUAUUUGCACGGAAUGUAAUUUAUCUGGUCAUAUUAAGAAAACCUGUCAAGCUCCCUAUGUUAUAUGUCGACGAUGUGGUCAAAAUAAAGAAAAUGGAGAUAAUCAUAUUGAAUGUGUGAUUCAGUGCCGUCAUUGUGGUGUUAAUCAUAUAUCGACGGAUUACAAAUGUCCUACAAUAGUUAAUUUUAGGAAAAACCUUUUGGAUAAAUUGAAAAAUAAUACUGACAAGCUACCAGUACAUGUACAAGCAACAGAUACAUCACUGUCAAAUGAAUAUUUGGAUUCGGCAAUUAGAGCAUUUGACAAUGAAUUGAAUAAGAUAAAGAAAGAUUUUGAUGAAGAAAAAAAUCGAAUCAACAGCUUAUAUGAAAAACAAAUUGAAACAGUUAAAAAAGGAUGGCUUAUUCUGCAACAGCAAGUUCGUGCACAAAAUGAAUGCUUAGCAUCCAUACAACAAGUUAUUGGUACUACAAUUGGUGAUGAACAAAAAGAACAUAUUGAAAGUAUGAAAAACGCAAAUGGAGCCAAAAUGACUCAUCUAAUGCAAUUGAAAGACUCUUUUCAACGAGAAAUGAUCCAAUAUUCCACCAUUAUGCAAAAAAAAAUUGAAUUAUAUCAAUCGGCUAUGGAAUCCAUCUUUUCUGCACACAAUGGAUAG